This is a messenger RNA of Suillus paluster, 1344 nucleotides long. Its product is annotated as alpha beta-hydrolase. Gene Ontology annotation, molecular function: hydrolase activity. The transcript has 3 exons. The record is from RefSeq and is a predicted model, not a curated record. NCBI's taxonomy places the organism in Eukaryota, Fungi, Basidiomycota, Agaricomycetes, Boletales, Suillaceae. Bases 1 to 1344 code for a protein of 447 amino acids.
AUGUCAAUCAUGUCAAUGCUUCAUCUCACAGAGUCAGUCGAGUUGCCUGACCUCUCUCCUCAAAUCACGUCUCGGUACAUUACUUUGGAUGACCGUGAUAGUCUGAAUGUCCAUAUCCUGGAAGCGCUUCCAGAUCCAAACAACCAUCCGAGCACAUCCUACCCUUUGAUCCUUCUUCUCCACGGCUUUCCAGAACUCGCUUACUCGUGGCGCAAAGUCUUGGUACCUCUUGCCAACGCCCAUACAGGUUACCAUGUCGUUGCCCCUGAUUUGCGUGGUUACGGGCGAACGACAACGGUGGUAGGACCCGGAAGUGCCGGCCAAGUGCAAUACGAAGACGCGCUUUCCUCGUUUCAUAUGCUCAACCUUGUAGAGGACGUAUGUUCCCUUGUACAAGCGCUCGGAUACUCAUCUGUCGCCAUGCUCGUGGGUCAUGACUUCGGGUCUCCUCUCGCGGGUCACUGCGUUGUCGCACGUCCUGAGCUAUUUACAUCGGUCGUGUUCAUGAGUGCACCCUUUGCCGGUGUCGAUAGCCCACCCUGGCCUCAAGCGAGCGGCGAAGAUGGAGAUGAUAAGGCAAAGAAGCACUCCAUCACGUCUUUGGCCCCUGACAUCGCCACUGCGCUCGCUACGCUCCGACCUCCACGCAAGCACUAUACGGCAUACUUUUCCACUCCUUCUGCCAAUGCGGAGAUGCUUGGUCAAGGGGGAAAGGCUCUGUAUGACUUUCUGGGCGGAUAUUUUUACAUGAAGAGCGGCGCUUGGGAUGGGAAUAAUAUACGCCCUCUACCUUCUGCAUUUUCUCCUUCGCCUAGCAUCAGUGAGCUGGCAAUGGAUCUUGCCACUCUCCCAGAGUACUACGUCAUGCCGCUGCACGAAAGCAUGCCAGAGGUCAUUGGUCGCCAUAUGUGCGCGGACGCCCGAAUUACAUGGGCCAAACAUGAAGAAGUGGCCGGGGGAGUAUAUGCUGCUGAAUUCGGUCGCACUGGCUUUCAGGGUGGGCUUAAUCAAUAUCGGGGCGCACUUUCGCCUCCGCCACCUGAGCGUAUAGCCCAGCUACGUGCCUUGGCUGGGCGACGGGUGGAGGUGCCUGCGGCGUUCAUAUCAGGAGCUAGAGAUUGGGGAGUGUAUCAAACUCCGGGGGCUGAGAGGAGGAUGCGAGAGGUGGCGUGUAGCAGCACGGGAGGCAAGCAGGGCAUGGCAAAGGAGGAUUUCGUUUUGAUCGAGGGCGCAGGCCAUUGGGUGCAACAAGAAGCACCCGAGAUGGUGGUGCAGGAGCUUGUGAGGUUUUUAGGAAAGGUAAAAGUGAUCUCGCAAAGUCCGACCACGGCGAAUUCAUCUUGA